Molecule: messenger RNA, 7638 nt
Organism: Lutra lutra (Eurasian river otter)
Lineage: Eukaryota; Metazoa; Chordata; Mammalia; Carnivora; Mustelidae
Gene: ADPRHL1
Product: ADP-ribosylhydrolase like 1
Exons: 7
Coding region: 169-4989 (1606 amino acids)
Biological process (GO): protein de-ADP-ribosylation
Molecular function (GO): ADP-ribosylarginine-[protein] hydrolase activity; magnesium ion binding
Source: RefSeq, a predicted model, not a curated record
CCAGAUAACUACCUCCUCGCCUGGCACACACCUUUCAACGAGAAGGGUCAGGGAGCGCUUUCUUCUCCCCAUAAAGCGCAUGUGGGACGGCAGCCUGGACACUAACCCGUGUGCCGUCCACUAACCAGCAACACCGCAGGGUCAGGGUUCGGAGCCGCCACCAAAGCCAUGUGCAUCGGCAUGCGGUACUGGAAGCCAGAGCGCUUGGAGACACUGGUGGAAGUGAGCGUCGAGUGUGGCAGGAUGACCCACAACCAUCCCACAGGCUUCCUCGGGUCCCUGUGCACGGCCCUGUUUGCGUCGUAUGCUGCGCAGGGCAAGCCGCUGGAGCAGUGGGGCAGGGACAUGGUGCGGACAGUCCCGCUGGCCGAGGAGUACUGUAAGAAGACAAUCCGGCACCUGGCAGAGUACCAGGAGCACUGGUUUUACUUUGAAGCUAAGUGGCAGUUUUACUUGGAGGAGAGAAAGAUCAGCGACGACACGGGGAGCAAAGCCAUCUUCCCCGACCGGUAUGACGCAGAGGAGAGGGACAAGGCUUACCGGAAAUGGAGCUCGGAAGGCCGAGGGGGCCGGCGGGGCCACGAUGCCCCCAUGAUUGCCUAUGAUGCUCUACUCGGAGCCGGGAACAGCUGGACGGAGCUCUGCCACCGGGCCAUGUAUCACGGAGGCGAGAGCGGGGCCACGGGGACCAUUGCGGGCUGCCUGUUCGGGCUGCUGCAUGGCCUGGACACGGUUCCCCCGGGCCUAUACCAGGACCUGGAGCACAGGGAGGAGCUGGCACGCCUGGGCGAGGCCCUGUACCGCCUGUCCACAGAGGAGAACUCCAAGCACAGCAAGACUCGUGGCAGCGAGAAGCCUGUUGACGUCCAAGCCCUGAGGAAGAAGGUCAGCAGCGUGACGUGCGGCCCGGCCACCCGAGCCGUCCUCAGCAGCCUGCUGCUCUAUAUCACUGACCUCCAGGACAGGCCCCCGGAGCCGCCCGCCAUGAGGGCAGAGGGCGGGGAGAGCAGGGCCGGCCACUCACCUGAGAGCCAGGGCGCCCACCGGCGACCCACGUGCUUCCAGCUCCUGCAGGCCAAGUUCAUGGGCACAGGCCAUGAGCCCCGCCUGAAGAAGGCCCGGGAGGUAGGGAGGCUGAUCUCCAAGGACAAGCAGGGCCCCGGCAGGAGCUUGGUGGCCGCUACCAUCAACAAGCUCCUGGACAAGGCCCGGGAGGGGGCCAGCCGCCCCACGCAGGACAGGGAGCCGGCCUCCAGCCAAAAGCCCCGGCAGGGGCUCUCCGCAGGGAAGGGCACCGUGAAAAACAUUCUGAAGAUAUUCUUGGCCGCUGAGAAGAAGGAGGUCUGUGAGGAGCCCACAGCGGCCAAGGGGCCUCUGCCCAAGCCCACCAAGAGGGGCUCCAUGCUGUCCAAGCUGCGGGAGAAGUUCGAGCAGAGCGGUUGUCUUUGCUCCGAGGCUGGCGUGCUGCCGCUCCGCACGGAGGGGAGGAAGAAGAAUCUGGUGAGGAGGAAGAAGCACCGGCCGGAGACCCGCACGCUCAGCAUGGCCACCAUUGCCAGCACCUGCCUCGGGACGCCGCUGGCCCGCUUCCUGGCCUGCACCGCGGAGCCCGUGCUGGCCUUCAACAUCGCCACCGUCGUCUGCGGCCCCCGGAGCUGGCUGUCCCACUGUGCCAAAAUCAGCCAUUCCCGGCAAGGGCACGUGCUCAGGGGAGGAACAGGCGCGUCCCCCACCAUGGGGGUCAUAGGAGAUGGACAGGGACAGCCUGGUGGGGAACCCACACAGGCUCCAGCACCCUGGGCCACGGCUCUUGGGGACAGCCUGGAAAUGGCAUUCCUGGGUGAGGGGGCCAAGCCCAUCCCCGGGCUAGCCCCCUCUCCUGCCUCCCACAGGGGUGGGCCCCUUCCUGGUCAUGAGCCUGCGGGGUCACUCCUCAAACCAGCCAGCCCAGGGCAUGCCAGGGCAGUGGGAGGCAAUGGGAUGGGGAACCCUCCUGCAGGGGACACCGCACAGCACACCAUGGUGCCUAGGGAAGCUGGGCCAGGCCUAUGGCCUGGGCUCCAGAGCACAGGAGCCAGGAUGGCCCCCAAGUUUGCCCUGACAGUUUGCAGUUCUGAGGGUGAAACAGAAGGAGUGAGUCUAGGCUCGGAAGAAGACCCCCUGUUCCCGCUCCAGGAGACUUUCCUGGAACAGAAGGUAGUGGGACAUAUCCCGCCACUUCCAGCACCUGCAGUCCAGGCCCUGCAAGGCACACAGUCAGCCCUGGAGUCUCCCCAGGUAACUGUCACCCGGCCAGUCACAUAUCAAAUGCCACCACCUCCUGCCACGCUGCCCAAGGCCAUGGUGUCUCCCCACGUGACUGUCCCACGGCUGGACACGUGCCAAGUGCCACCACCUGCUGCCACGCUGCCCAAGGCCAUGGUGUCUCCCCACGUGACUGUCCCACGGCUGGACACGUGCCAAGUGCCACCACCUGCUGCCACGCUGCCCAAGGCCGUGGCGUCUCCCCAUGUGACUGUCCCACGGCCGGACACGUGCCAAAUGCCACCACCCGCUGCCACGCUGCCCAAGGCCGUGGCGUCUCCCCUCGUGACUGUCCCACGGCCGGACACGUGCCAAGUGCCACCACCCGCUGCCACGCUGCCCAAGGCCGUGGCAUCUCCCCACGUGACUGUCCCACGGCCGGACACGUGCCGAGUGCCACCACCCGCUGCCACGCUGCCCAAGGCCAUGGAGUCUCCCCACGUGACUGUCCCACGGCCGGACACGUGCCAAAUGCCACCAGCUCUUGCCACACUGCCCCAGGCAUCAGGUGGUGGAGACAGAGGUUCUAGUCUUCUGAGUAGUGAAGGUAGGGGUCGGGGUGGGCUUGAAAGUGCUCGAGGGGUGUUUCCCAUGGGGACAGGAAGCGAGAACAUCAGCGCAGCCAGCAUGGUUGGGGGCCCUCUCCAAGUUCUGAGUGUCCCUCCUGCAAGGGGUGCCGCCAGCAUGGGUCAGGACCUCCCAGCAGCAGCCCCGGAACAACGUCCCACCCAGGGAAUGGCGGACACCUGCGGUUUGGGGGAUUCAAAGGAGCUCCAGCAUCUUGAGGGUCCCGCAGGAGAGGACGCGUCUGAGCCGGCCCACAAGAAGUGUCCGUGGCCGGCAUCAGGAGACAGGCUGGUCCAUGGCAGGGACACCCCAUGGCAUCAUCCCAUGGCCUCGGGGAAUCGACAGACAGGGGACAGCCCCUCAGCCCCUGACCAUCAGCGAGAGCUGCCUGCCCAGGCGGGACACCCAGCGGGUGUCUCGGCAGCUCUGGGGGCCACCCCCAGCGACAGAACCCAGUCUGACAGUUCGACCACUAGGGAAGAGAAGGUCCUAUGUGGGCGCGAGCUCGGGGGGCCGCCACGAGGAGACUCUGCCCAGCCUGGCGCGCAGGCUGCAGGGAGUACCAGCCCUGGCCUCGGCAGUGACAGACCUGCCCCCUUCAUCAAAAGUCCCCAGCCAGUUCCUGGAGCCCCCAGGCAAGAGGCAGCCACAAGGGCCACAGAGAGCCACACUGCACCAGCAUCAGGCAACGUUCUGAAGUCUGUAGACAGUGUGGCCAGAGGGCGGGACCUAGCGCAGGAGCCGGGGGGCUGCCCCCCGCCAGCGCUCCCUAGCUCUGCAGCCGUGGCCCUGACCCGGGCCCCUAGCUCCCCGCACAGCUCAGCGCCAACCAGGUGCAGCGAGCACCUGCUCGAGAGCAGCACCCGUGGGGGUUCAGGGCAGCACUGGCCAGAGCCUGCCGAGUCCCCGGCCGCUGUCUCACUGCAGGCGGCGGACACCCCGCUCAGACCGGCUGAGCCGCGAGCGAGUGUCAUGGCUGAGAGCAAAGCUAGCGUGGUGGCAGUUGGCAGAGGGGCCCCAGUUGUGCACAGGAGCCCCUGGGGGGGGAUCAUGACGCGAAUCCCAGGGGGAGCCCCCCCCACACCCCAGGGCAGUGCUGCAGUGGGGCCUCCACCUUCUGGGAACCAGCAGGCCGAGGAGGACAAGCACAUCCUGCCCAAAGAGCAGGUUCCUCUCAGUGCUGGGGCUCCCUGCCGGCCUCCACCACCUGGAGCAGCAGGAGGGCAGAGGGUGGGCGGGGCACUCCAGAAGGGCCCCGACCCCCAGGCCCACCCACCAUCUGUGUCCCUCAUGAGGGCCUGCGUCCAGGACAGAGUCGAGGUUGGGGACAGGCAUCAACCACGGGCAGGCUCGGGGGGGGCACUGGAGGAAGGGGCUGCCAGACCCGUGAGGCUGGAUUGUCCUCCAGACAGGGGCGUGGCUCUGUGGGGCCAGAUGGCUGGGCCACAGGCUGCAAAAGAGGGUCAAACACAGCCCAAGGAGGUCAAGGUGGGCCAUGGUGCUGAGGUGGGGGCCACCGAGGUGGGGACAGGUCAUCAGUGCACUGAGAAAGGCCCAGAACAUGCACGGGGGCAGCAGGCGAGGCCUGCAGAGAGACCCUCUUGGGGAUACAGUGCCCAGGCUGGAGAGAACCAAGAACCAUCCCCACCAGAGAAGCCGGGGCACCCGGCCCAGGCCCAGGCCAGCAGGACAGCACCCCACAUCGCGGCGGGCCCCACCGACAGCUCAUCAGAAGCAGCGUCUGCUGUGGGUGCGAGCAGGAGGUCCUGCAGACCGGCCCCCAGGGGCAGCCAGGAGGAGGCCGGAGCCCCACACCAGGUGGCAGAAAGCCAGCCUAUGGUGGACAGGAGCCCAUGGUCUUCUGGCCCUGAGCCAGCGCCUGGCUCCGCAGGGCCCACACCCAAGUCCGGGGGCUGCAAGAUGCCCUGUGCCCCAGCCCAGGAGGGACCCCCAGAAACCCCGGAGGCAGAGAGCGGUGCACGGGAACAUGUGCGGCGCGGAAGGCUGGAGCGCUUUGCCAAGUACAGAGCCCAGAGCUUCGGCGACCAGCGGUCCUUUGAUCUGUCCUUCCGACUAACAACCAUCAGGGCCAACGACACGUUCGAACUUCCUAAGUGAGGCCCCAGCUUCCGAACACAGACAUGCCCAGCACCUCUGUUUCUGCACCUCGCCUUGCCCAGCUGCUUCCCUCACACACGCACCCAGAGCGCGGCGAGGCGGACCCUUUUCCCUCUUGGUAACUGGUCCUGGGAGGGUCUGCGUCCCUGAGCUGUGGAGCUCUGCACCAUCUUCCUGGGGCUCACGUGGCUUCUCCUCGGGGACGGAGCAGCAGGGCCGGGGGACGCCCCAGGACGUCCAGGCGCUUGUCCCCACGGGUCCCAUCCUUCACGAUGCUCGAGGGCGCCCAGGUGCAACUGCUGUUUCCACACCGUUGCGCUUGCUGCUGAGCCUGCGGGCGUCUCUUCUAUCCUGUCUUGGUGUCUCGGGCCACCCGGCCCUUUGUGGUGUCAUCUGCCCACGGCAGCCCCGCUGCUCGGCACAGCACAAGAGCUGCCCGUGAAGAGCCCGAGGGGCGGGCGUGGAAGGAGCCCCGGACACCCGCCUCGACCCCACGGGAAGGCACGCAGGCGUGGAUGUUUCCAGACCCACAGUCCCAAGGAAACGGCCCUGCGGGUGCUGCUCACUGAGGACAGGGAACGUCCAUGGAGCCGCGUCCCGUGCCUGCCUGUGGGGCCGCGCCUCCUGUCCCUCUGUGUCCGUGUGUGUUCUUCCUGCGGUCCUCUGCCCCUAAGCCUCAGCCUCCGGUGCGUCCGCCGUCUGGAAUUGUCGGACAUCGUGUGGAAGCGCAGGAAAGGAAAUAAAAUCCCCUGGUAGUCACGUGGCCUUAGGGCAGUUUCUCCUACUGUGGCUGCUUCUCCCUCGCUGUCUCCACAGCACAGCCACACUGGGGGGCACAUCUCGUGUACGGUGUCAAACUCUCAACGCUAUCGCCCACCAGGGUCAGGGCCAUCAGGUGGCCUCAGGCCAGCCGCCAGCUCUGGUGGGAAGGGACAGCGGGAGGGCUGCCCCACACGCGCUGCUCUUAAGACCCCCGGCCGUGGGAGGGGCUUCCCACAUCUUGAUCUCGCAGUGCUGUAGGCUCUCCUGCGGGUGAGCCACGUUCUCAGCAACGCCCACUGGUCCCGUAGACGCUUCCUUGAUGCCUCGGGCUGGAGCCGCGGGAUGUGACCAUGGUGCAUGGAGGGUCUCACGAGGCUAAGCAGGGGCCAGAGGGUCCAUGCGGCCAGCUGUGCUCUGUCCAGCAGUGGACACACUGCCAGCUGCCCACCCCUCAGGCCAGUGGUUCAAAGUCUGGCCAAUGGGCACCUUCUACCACUGUGGGGUCACGAGUCCAGGGUCCUCAGGGGUCGCCAAAAUGUGCCAGGCCUCCUCCGUGGAGCAGAGACAGUGCUCCCGCUGCUCCAUGAGGGCCCGCAGCCUGAUCCCAUGGGACAGACAGUUGCCUGUGUCCCCCGUGCUGCCCAUGCCCUCAUCUGGGCACCUGGGAGCCCGGGGGGACACUUCGCCUGCUGCAUCUGGCUCCUACACAGAGUUGAGGGCUGGCGGGGGACAGGGGCCAUCCCACCUCUGCCGUUGGAAGGGGUGUCCCUUCCUGGGGGCUUGCAGGCUGGGGGGUCUGGCGCCCCUGCCCUGGGAGUCUUGGGAAGGCUGCACGUGGUGGGCUGGCUUCCUGGAGCCACAAACCCGGGGCAGCGCCAGUGCCCACACUCGGGUGCAGGCCCCAGCAGAGCCCGGGGGCCACAUCUGCUCACACCCAUUGCCACAUCCUCCGACGGGGACCACGAGCCACCUCACCUGGCAGGGCACCGCCUUCCUCACUGUCCUCCUCCAUCCUUCCUGCUCUGGUCCAGAGGAUCUGAGGCCAUUUGGCAAAGAAUGUGAUGACAGAAGAGAUAAAAAUAUUAUAUUCACUGCAUGUUCUCCUUUUAAAAUAAGCGGUGGGACUGUGUUGCUAUUUUUAAAUAGACCAGAAAGUCCGCUAGAGAAGACUCAGAGCGGUGUGAGUCCAAGUGGGAACCAGAGCCUCCUCCCGACGCAGCUUCGAACAGUUUGCACACCCAUCUCAGCUCCACGCCUGGCAAGCGCCAGGGGUGACUGUGACCUGCUCAGCCGGGGUGCCCUGCUCCCCGUGCACCAAGUCCGGCCUCGGGGUGCCCUGCCUGUGCUGGAGCAGCUCGCCGCUGCGGGGGCUGGACGGAGCUCCGUGUGUGUUUCCACUACACAGAGGCCAUGCUGGCCCAGGACCCCCAUGGAAGCAGGUGCCUCCACAGGAGGAAGGCCCCCGAGUCCCCAUGCAGCAGAACAGUUGGUGGCAGAAGGGGGGCCACCCAGGCCGUGGGCAUUGGAACAAGGGGACGUGUGUAUGAGCCAGUCGGCCCAUGGGCGCACUGUGCUCUCGCAGCGUCCAUGGACACGAAGGCCUGCUUCAGCCUGCAUGGCUCCUUCUGCUGUUUACGGACCACCCGGGUGCCCAGCCCACCUCGCUGUUGGGGAAUUCCUGUUGGUGAAAACUCCCAGGAACCCACCCGUGUCUCAGGUGUGCCAUCUGCGAGUGCCCGUGGUUAGGAUUCUGCCAACUCAGUGUCUCUUCCUUCUUUGAGUUUCGAUCUUGUAAUUACGUGAUUGUGUAAUAACCCACAGCUGUUUGAUUCCCUGUUCUGUUUUAUCCCCUUUUGUAUACAAAUAUCUCGAAAAUGGGUUUCUCUG